AUGACCACCACCACAUCUGACUUAUCAACAACGUGUAUCGUUCGUAUUAUCAUGAUGCGAGUGUGUGGGUGUGCUUUCUUAAUGGUUGCAUGCACAGCGUCUGCAUUGGCCUCCACCUUCGACGAUAGGAGUCUCACGAUCGAUGCAGCACCGAAUAAGCCCCAAAAAGUUGAGACCGAUCAAGCAGGCGACGAUUACGAGAAUCUUAACGAUGUGCUAGCUGCUGCCAUGGCCUCAUCCUCGAGCGGUCUUGAUAUCAUUAAUAAUCCCGACAAAAGAUUGCACAAUAGUGAGUUUGACAUCGAGCCGCAACCAACCCGAGCCCCCACGGAAGCUCCAGCUGUGGAGUCUGACUCGACUAGCCAAAGUGACAGCUUAAACACGAGCAGUGCCCCUCCCACCAGUCCCUCAGAGCCAAAUGUCAGCUUUGGUAACAUUGUCUCCACUGUGGCACCCAGAUCUCUCGCUAUCAUUUCCGCCGUCAUCUUCUAUGCGCUACAAGGCCGUGGGAUUGAAGUUAAAGCUAGUUACGGCUCUAACCUAAGUGCAUCGUCCGGCGUGCGUUACGCCCCGAACUCGAAUAGCUCCGAUGACCUCAUUAGCCUCGAUGAGAGCUUCACUAUGGAAAUUCACGCAGCCCUUCAGUCCCUAGUCGAAGACGGCAAUCGCACUGAUAUUAGUUUUUCUGCCACUUAUGACAGUACGCAGCGGCGAUACAUUCAUUCUGUAGCGCAAAAAUAUGGACUUUUUUCCAAGAGCUCGGGUAAGGGUGCUAAUCGCUUCAUCCACGUGGCUAAAGUAAAGAAAAAUGCGUCCAUGCAGAAAGUCUCACUUCGACUUCAGGCUGUACCACUUAAUGCGGCAACAGUCGAGUGGUUUCCACCCAUUGUACGUGCAUACAUGGAGAAUUAUCCUAUUACGGACGGUGCCGUGGAUCCCUUUAGCGCGAAAGAUCUCACACCAUUGGCAUCAAUUCCUAGAAGAAAUCGAGGAAGAGGCGGCGAAUUUACCUUUAAGCCACUAGCAAGCAACAAAACGAAGACCGGAGUCAAGAUACGAAGGACGCCAUCAAAUGAAACCCUUAAACUGCCAGUGUAUGAAUAUCGACAACAAAUAUUAGAACUUGUAGCAAACAAUCAACUUGUCGUGAUAUCAGGUGAUACGGGAUGCGGAAAGUCGACUCAGAUCCCGCAGUUUCUACUUGAUGACGCGUUGGCACGUGGCUGUGGAGAAGAGACAAGGAUUCUUUGCACGCAGCCUCGACGAAUUAGUGCCAUCUCGCUUGCAGAACGUGUGAGACGUGAACGCAUCGGACAAGAUUCCAAAGAAGUGGGUCAUGCUAUCCGAUUUGACUCAUCCUUUGAUAUGAAACAAUCGAAGCUGAUUUUUUGCACAACGGGUAUUCUACUUAAGUGGCUUCAGAAUGACCCACUUGCUCGAGGAUUUUCCCAUAUCAUUCUCGAUGAAGUGCAUGAGCGUGACCAAUUCACAGAUUUCUUACUAAUUUUAAUCAAGAUGUCGAUUCUUAAGCAAAGACCGGAUCUUAAGGUCAUUCUUAUGAGCGCAACAAUACAAGUCGAGAAGUUCUCACAGUAUUUUCAGCCGGAUUUUCCAGCGCCGACACUGCAGAUGGUCGGUGGCACAAAUUUUCCUGUCACGAUUUUUUAUCUUGAAGAUAUACUUGCGUUGCUUAGAAGUGAUCGAAGCUCAUCACUGCCUUUUAUGGAGGACUCGCGCUCCGGACAUAUUGGUACUGAACUUUGCUGGCAGGAAGUAAAUGGAGAAAAUCGAAGGAGUGACCUGGAUUGCCCUUUGUGUGGUGGUGUUACUUUUGCUGACGAAGAGGCAUUUGGAAUGCACGUAGCGACCUGCUUCGGAGAAGGAAUAGUGGAUUUUGACGCAUUAUCAGCACCGACGCAGAAACAUGUUUCUGUUUUCGUACCUGUUGCUGCUAUGGGAGAUACUUUACAAGGCGAGUUAAGUGAUGUUACCGAAGAUGCGAAGGUAACACUUCUAUCUUCGUAUGUGAAGCAGCUAGAUGCAUUAAAACAAGAUCAAGCCGUGGAUUAUGAUCUUUUACUGCAGCUGAUCUUCUUUAUUGACCAAAAGUUUCCGCUGGACGAGGAUGGAAAAGGAGCGAUUCUAGUAUUUCUACCUGGAUGGGAAGAAAUUUCUUAUAUGGAAAGAGCUCUGCUGGAUUCGCGAGCUUUAUUUGCUUCCAGCAAAUAUGAAGUGGCUCUUCUUCACUCACGCUUGUCCGCACAAGAACAACGUCGUGCAUUUAUGACGCCGCCACCUGGCAAGCGGAAGCUGGUCUUAGCGACCAACAUCGCAGAAACGAGUCUCACGAUUGAAGAUGUCGUUUUCGUGAUUGAUUGUGGCAAGUCAAAACAGACCCACGCACUUGCGGCAACUUCUAGCUCAUCGUUUGUGAUGGGACUUCAGACCACUUGGGUAGCUCGAGCAAAUUGUAUGCAGCGCACAGGACGUGCAGGUCGCGUGCGAGCAGGCAUUUGUUUUCGUCUUUUCUCCAAGGAACGCUACAAGACAGCGAUGAAGGACUUUAUGCUACCCGAAUUACUCACGACACCAUUGGAAGAGCUAUUGUUACAAAUAAAGCUACUUCAGUUGGAAAAGAAGCUCCACAUCAGCGAUGCUAAGGACUUUUUACUGGAGGCGAUGGAUGCACCGAGCCAGACUUCGAUUGAUGCGUCACUGCAUCGAUUAGAAGAUAUGCAUGCAAUCGUCAACAAUGGAAAAUGCAAACAGGCAUUGACAUUACUAGGUUGGCAUUUGGCACACAUUUGCGCCGGAGGUGUUUCAGUGCAAAUGGCAAAGUUAUUGUUGUGGGGCCAUACGUUUGGCUGUUUUGAAGCCAUUCUAAAAACUACAUGCACUCUGAGUGGAUAUCGCGAUCCAUUCAUUAAUUACCUUGGUAUGACACCCGAGGAACAGCGUCAGGUAAGUCGGUCAAAAAAAAUGUUUGCUCAAAAAGAUUCACCUUUCUCGUUUGCCGUACAAAGCGAUCACUUUGUGUUGUGGAAGGCAUUUGAUGCGUAUCUCGAAGUACAAGGGCAGUCCUCCUAUAAAUCAGUUGAUGCCUUCUGUGCUCGAAACAAUUUGCAUCGACAGACAUUGGAUCAACUGGUAUCUGUAUACAAACAGCUUCAACAAGAUCUAGAACGUUUGGGACUUUCUUCUGCGACUCAACUGCUGGCAACACCUGAGGCAAGCAUAUCGUCAACAAUGGAUAGCAUGACCAAGUAUUUGAUGGGACUUAGUGUCGGCAUGUACCCUAACGCGUUAUUUAAUUACUCAAGUGGUGUAAAUCGCAACUGGACUUCGAAAGAAAAGGUUAAAGUCAAAUUAGAUGGUACGUCGAUGGUUUUGUGGACCGCUGUAGACUCUAAAAAGGUUAAGCAGCAUGGCCCUGAUAAUAAUGCGGUCAGUCCACCUGAUGAGUGGCUGGUGUAUCAUGAGAUGAUACAGUCGGAGCGCACACGUCUUGCAAAAUAUGGCACCAGAUUACCAUCAGUACUUUUGCAGACGCUCUUGAUGGGUUCGAUGGAAACUCAGACGAUCGAAAAACAGGAUCUUGACAUACUUGACUCCGCUGUGGAUAAUAAAUGGUUAUUAGUGCUUGAUGACUGGAUUGUAUACGAAAUGAACACUAUUGAGGAAGUGCGGUGGGUCGCACUGCUGCGCGAGCGUUUAUAUGGCUCAUUUCUUCGCCACCUCGAACGUCUUCAUGACGAUGCUCAACAUGGUGGAGCCAAGGCUAUAUCGAAAGCAGAUCAUCAGCUUAAACAACAUGACAUAGACCUUCUCCAAGCUUUGGUGGCUUGGAUCUCUUCUGAUUUGCACAAUCGAUCAGUAGCGAGUGUUACAUGUUGA
This is a messenger RNA of Plasmopara halstedii, 3894 nucleotides long. RefSeq names its product probable atp-dependent rna helicase dhx36-like. The transcript is spliced from 2 exons. Bases 1 to 3894 code for a protein of 1297 amino acids. Gene Ontology annotation, cellular component: intracellular anatomical structure. The record is from RefSeq and is a predicted model, not a curated record. Gene Ontology annotation, molecular function: ATP binding; RNA binding. NCBI's taxonomy places the organism in Eukaryota, Oomycota, Peronosporomycetes, Peronosporales, Peronosporaceae.